CUCCCUCCACCGAAGCUUGCCUUAAGUAGGUGGCUUCACCUCGUGUGGGCUGCGGGAGAGUACUGCGUUUCAGCACUGCAUUUCAGCUGUUUGCUCUUGCCAUCCUCCACCAUGGGAGUGACUUGUGUGUCCCAGAUGCCCGUGGCCGAGGGCAAGAGUGUCCAGCAGACCGUGGAACUCCUCACCCGGAAACUGGAAAUGCUUGGAGCAGAGAAGCAAGGAACAUUUUGUGUGGACUGUGAGACCUACCACACAGCUGCCUCUACCCUUGGCAGCCAAGGUCAGGCCGGGAAGCUGAUGUACGUGAUGCACAAUUCCGAGUACCCUCUGAGCUGCUUCGCCCUCUUUGAGAACGGCCCUUGCCUUAUUGCCGACACCAACUUUGAUGUGCUCAUGGUGAAGCUCAAGGGCUUUUUCCAGAGUGCCAAGGCCAGCAAGAUUGAGACCCGGGGCACCCGUUACCAGUAUUGUGACUUCCUGGUGAAGGUGGGCACAGUCACAAUGGGGCCCAGUGCCCGGGGCAUCUCCGUGGAGGUGGAGUAUGGCCCCUGUGUGGUAGCUAGUGACUGCUGGAACCUCCUGCUCGAGUUCCUGCAGAGUUUUCUCGGCAGCCACACUCCAGGGGCUCCGGCAGUGUUUGGGAAUAGGCACGAUGCGGUCUACAGUCCAGCAGACACCAUGGUCCAGUACAUGGAACUCUUCAACAAGAUCCGCAAGCAGCAGCAGGUGCCAGUGGCGGGGAUUCGUUAGGGACUGGCAGCUGCCCGGCUGAGCUCUGUCACCAGAGGGACUGCACAGGAGGAGCAGGUGCUGCACCCUCAGGCCCCUGGACCCCAGAGGCCCAGGGCAGCCAGGAAGGAUUCCCUCCCUCUCCAGUUAACAGCUUUGGCUCUUGUUCUGGGGCUCCGGACUGUCUCCCCUGACCCUCCCACACAGCCCCCCAACAGCUGUUUUCACCCUUCACCUUGCUGGACUUGGCCUGUCCUCAAGAAUGGUAAUUAUGAAGAGAGAAGUUUGGAACUUUCCUGCUUUAGGGGAAAAGGUAGGCUGGGGGUGUCCCUCCUAACGUCAGCGGGGAAAGCAGGCUGUAUCACCGACUGCUGAGAAUGUGGCCUAGGCCCACAGUGGGCGGGCUGCGUGUUGUGUUUGGGUUGUGCUAUAAUAAAGGCCUUUCCCUCUGCUCAAAGGAUGUGGAGAAGGAGGAGGCACAGCUAAUGUGACGGCUAUGAUUUUCUGACUGGUUGGGCUGAAGUGGCUUGUGGGUUGACUUUUCUCGGGUGUUGCCUGAGUCCUUUGAAGUCAUCCUCUGGACAUCUUUCCAUUCUGUUGUGACUUGUACUAAGCCACAGGCUAAGCUUCUGUAACAAGGAGCACCUGAAGUACUGAGGCUCUUAGAAGUUUACUUUUCUGUUUUCUAAAAGUAUAAAGGUAAUCAGAUGGUCCAAGGCAGAUUUAACUCUACAAGGUCGUCAGGAAGUCGGUUUCCUUCUGUCUCGUUCAGCCACCUCUGGGGUGUUGUCCUUGGGUGAGUCAAAGCCGACUCAUCAGUUCCACGUCCACAUUCCACCAGGGAAAGAGAGAAAGCAGUUUCUUUUUUUAAGGAUAUGACCUGGAGUUGCUUGAAUCAUUCUGGCCACACUUUACUGAAGUGGACUGUGGGACGUAGAGCCUCUUUUUUGGGUGAUUGCGUGCCCGGUUACAACCCUGAGGGUUCUGUAACUAAAAGAUGAAGGCGACAAUGGGUGUGAGGGCACGAGAGCCCAGUCAGUAGCCUCUGCUAUACGGAGCUGAAUGGAUGUGCCUAAGAAUGUUCUUGGCUAUUAUUUUGCAGAGAAUAACCUUGAAAUUAAGCCAUUUGGUCAUGAGUUGGAUUGGGAAAGGGCUGAUGCCAGAGCCACUUUAGCUGGGUUAGUCACACUGGGAAGUCAGUUCCGCACCCCGGGCCUAAGCCUUGGCCUCACAUCCUCUCCCGUUCUCCUGCACCAGAGUUUAGGGUUAGACAGUUGACUGUGCGUCAUGGUUUCCUGAGCUCUUUCUCCUUGUCUCAUCUGAGCCUCCAAGCUGCUCAUUGGACCUGCAUCGCCUGCCCACCCCACUCCUGCUGCAGAAAUGUUCAGUCAGGCUAAUGCUGAGGUACAGUCAGAGGUGGUCUUAGGAAACAUGUUAAUGUACAUACUGCAGUGUUGUCCUCAAGGAUACUGUCCCCCAGUGAAGGCACCUAAAGAGAAAUUGUUUUCUGAUCUAAUGGCUCAGAUCUAAAUCUAUAACAAGAAGCAGGUAGUUGUCAGGUUUCCCUUUUAGCUCUGGCUGGCAGUUCAACUUUGUAACUGUGGAACUUGUCAUCUGCAUUUUUUGUUCUCACUCCUCAACCUCCGCCUACUUUAUUUCUUUGUUUUGUUUUUACUUUUUUAAUUUGAGGUAUGUCAUCAAUAUUAUUUAUACCCAAUAAAAUGCAAAUAUUUUUUAUGUU
Molecule: messenger RNA, 2470 nt
Organism: Camelus dromedarius (Arabian camel)
Lineage: Eukaryota; Metazoa; Chordata; Mammalia; Artiodactyla; Camelidae
Gene: MED20
Product: mediator complex subunit 20
Exons: 4
Coding region: 112-750 (212 amino acids)
Biological process (GO): regulation of transcription by RNA polymerase II
Cellular component (GO): mediator complex
Molecular function (GO): transcription coactivator activity
Source: RefSeq, a predicted model, not a curated record